Periconia digitata is the source of this 663-nucleotide messenger RNA. Lineage: Eukaryota; Fungi; Ascomycota; Dothideomycetes; Pleosporales; Periconiaceae. The record is from the annotation of a GenBank genome assembly.
UAUUGAAUACUCGCUCUCCAUCAUCAACGACUUGUGUAGACGUCUUGUCCAAGAGAUAGACACCCGAGUCUUGUUUCUUAGCUCACUGAGAAGGCACUGUGCUGUACUGUGCUGUGCUGUACUGCACCGUACUGGACUGCGGCUGUAGCGGGGUACAGACAGGCAGACCACCCAUCCACCCUCCCACCACCUCCCACCUCCCAGUUCCAUCCUUCCACGCUCCCCCGUCCUCCGAUUCCGGUCAUGAGUGCUAAGGUGCCGCGCAACUUUCGAUUGCUCGAAGAGCUGGAGAAGGGCGAAAAGGGUCUCGGUGCUGAGGCGUGCUCGUAUGGUCUUGACAAUGGCGACGAUCUGUUGAUGUCAGACUGGAACGGAACCAUUCUUGGCCCUCCCCACAGUGUUCACGAGAACCGAAUCUACAGUGUCAAGAUACACUGCGGCCCCGAUUAUCCUGACAGCCCCCCGGAGAUUUCUUUCACGUCCAAGAUCAAUCUGCCCUGCGUCGACCAACGCAAUGGAAAGGUUGACCCGACCAAGUUACCCUGCCUCGUUCAGUGGAAACGGGAGUUUACCAUGGAGACAAUCUUGAUAGAACUGAGAAGGUUCAUGGCCCUCCCCCAGCACAAGAAGCUUCCACAACCCCCCGAGGGUUCCACGUAUUAG